GGCUGUAGUUGCAACUGUCAAAGGUAGUGGAAACGCGCAUAAACCAACACACUACUUACUAUAUUACUGUACACCGCAGAGAAGAUAAUACCCGUGUAAAAACCCCGAGGUAAGGAACUGCAGACGGCAACGAACGCGACCGAGGUCGAAUCUUUUCGUUGCUUUUUUCCUCCGGUUCGUUUUCUUUUACUCGAACUAACUCUCGUGCAGCUAUUGCAAAUUACUGCACUAAACAUAUUUGUGUGUCUCCCUUUAGCUUCAGCCAGCGCAAUGAUUUGUAAUACUCCUCCUUCGUAUUAAAGUCGCCAUUUUGCUUCACUGCCCAGAUUAAACCUUGUAUUUAAAAUAUUAUCUUCAAGGAGUCGGAGCCGUCUCGAUCUUUCCUGCCUGCUGAUUUCAUACGCGUUGAGUUGCCAACGAGACGAUUGAGGUUGACUACGUGCCUCGUGGUUGACAUAUUCAUGCAUAUGAGAGAGGGGGCAAGUGAAGGCUGGAAAAGGGUGAAAGUCUCUAGGAUUUAAAUAGGAAUUUCCCUUUUCCUCCUCCCGUUCUCUCUUCUUCAUCGCCCCCUCCUCCUCUUUCCUCGGAUUCACAGAGGGGGCUAAGGACCGACCGUGACGACUGGCAGUCCGCCUGCACCGACGCUCAACACGGCAGGUGUGAUUGCCAUGUAAGACCGGGAAAGGCGCAGCCCUACGGCUUGACCCGUACGUGGGUGACCCGGGCCACCCAGCCGGACUCCGACAUUCCAGCAUGGAGAUCCCCAGUAUCUUACGGCUGGCAAAGCUGUCAUCAAGGGGUCGUCCUCCAAAACAGGCCCACCCCCAGGAGACUGCCAGGACCACAGCUACAGCCCCUGAGAACAACAAACACAGUACACCCUGUAGUGAAAGAGGGGAGGGAAAGAAGAAGGGGCGUCCUGAAGAGCAGGAGCUCAGGAGGAUCCCUGCUAACAUGAUGGUCCAGUGGAAGGAGGAGUUUAAGAAGAGGUCCAGGGUAACGUGUCCUGGCUCAGGCUGCUGGUUAGAGUUCCCCAGCAUCUACGGUCUCAAAUACCACUACCAACGCUGCCAGGGGGUGACCCUAGCAGAGAGGUUGAGUCAUGGCUGUCCGGACUGUAAGGCGGUGUUUGCCACUAAGGUCAGCCUCCAAAAGCACAAGCUGUGGAACCACCCCAUCGAGACCAAGGCUGGGCCCAAACUACACAAGACCUCCGUGAAGGGGACCGCCAAGAAAAGGCCUAUGGAGAACACUCCACUGUUGCCUGUGUUCUUCAAAGUCAAAAAGACCCAGGAGGUGUCUAGUCCCUUCCAGAACGGGGAGUGUGCCCCCCAGAGGGGAGAGAGGAAACAGCACCCACACCCCCAGCCCCCCAGCAGCGGGCCUCCUCAUCUGACACCUCCCCCAACACCCCGGGGGGCAGCGAGAGCGAAGAUGAGGGGAGCAGUCUACUCCCACCAUACCCCAAUGAAGACCAUGAGAGGACAAGGCACACCAGGACGGAAGCAGAAAACUCCUAAGAAGUUCACUGGAGAGCAACCCUCUAUCUCGGGGACGUUCGGACUGAAAGGUAUGAACAAGGUAGAGGAGAAGUUGAAGGCUGGUCGUGUGAAGAGAUUAGAGGGGGGUCUGUUCAGCGAGGAGCCCCAGAGGAAGCACCCUGGUCCAGCCUCCAGGAGAGACCUACCACCCCUCACCUCUGCAGAGGCCCAGUGGCAGCAUGCCAUCUCAGAGCGGGGGGAGGUGCUCUGUCCUACCUGCUCCAUUAUCACCAGAAAGACCAUCUCGGGCCUCAAGAAGCACAUGGAGAUCUGCCGAAAGCUCCAGGAUGCCCUGAAGUGCCAGCAAUGCCAGAAACAGUUCAGGUCCAAGGCCGGACUCAACUACCAUACAAUGUCUGAGCACAGCAGCGAGGCUUUGGGGAGCGAGGACCAGAUGGAGGACGUGCAGGAGGGGAGAGAGAGGCUGCGUAGAGUGCUCAAACAGACGGGACGAAUCAAGUGUCCUAAGGAGAGCUGCUCAGCCCAUUUUUUCAGCCUGAUGGGAUACCAAUACCAUCAGAAGCGCUGUGGCAGACAGCUAUCAGAGGAGGACAAGCCUGUGUUUCUGUGUCAGCACUGUGGGAAGACCUACCGCUCUAAGACUGGCAGAGACUACCACCUCUGCACUGAACACCCCACCACUAACAACAAUACCACCGGCAGAGGGAGGGAGAGAGAGGGGCUGGGGGAGGACUUUGAGAGGACUCCUAGUGGUAGGGUGAGACGUCGGUCUGCCCAGGUAGCAGUGUUCCACCUGCAGGAGAUAGCAGAGGAUGAACUGGACAAGGACUGGGGCACCAAGCGAGACGACCUAGUACCGGACAGCAAAAGGUUGAACUACACUCGUCCUGGUCUUCCCAUGUUCAGUCCCAAGCUGCUGGAGAGCUGGAAGAACGAGGUCAAAGAGAAGGGCUUCAUCUGCUGCUCCAACGGAAGCUGUGAAGCUGUUUACUCCAGUGUGUCCGGACUCAAAGCUCAUCUAGCCAACUGUAACCAGGCAGAGGGAGAUGCAGGGAAGUACACCUGCUUACUGUGCCAGAAGGAAUUCAGCUCAGAGAGUGGUGUCAAAUACCACAUCAGCAAGACCCACUCUCAGAACUGGUUCCGAGCCUUCAGCCACAUGUUGCCCAGCAGCAGCAGGAGCAAACCGCCAGACUACCAAGGGAAAACGGAGGUCAAGAACGGAGCCACCAUGGGAAAGAAGAGAGGCCGCAAGCCCAAAGAGCGCCCCCCUGAGGCCACCCCCGUCCAAACAAACACUUUUUUCAGCACCACGCAAAACUCAACCCCCACCCUGAACAUGGGCCAGACCCCGGUCCUGACAGAGACAGGAAACCCAGGGAGCCUGACGCUAAACAGACAGCCCAACCAACCCACCACACGGAGGAGUAAGCCCAAGUGGGUGCCCCCUCCCCCCGAGUAGCUCUGCUUUCAACCCAAGAGCCAGAGAGGCUAUGUCUAUCUAUCCACAUUACGCCAGUAAGCUCAAGGAUGUUUUGGAUACCUCAAGGACUGGCGGACAGAGAAGAAAACUAAAAACAACUGCACUCAGAUCUUUGUGUUUUAAAUAUACUGUAUACAGUUUGUGUCUCCUGGUAUAUGUUGAUAUGUUUAUUUAGUUUCCUCCAUUCCAUUUCCAAGCAUCAUUUCAGUUAAACUAUUGACAACAGGGGUUCAUUGUUAUCAACGUUAUAGUCCUCCUCUGUGUAAAAAUGUAUUUUUCUAAACAAAAGUGUCUGCAUUUUCCCUCUACAUGUCUUUAGUUUCAUGUUGUGUUUGAGAGAUUUUUCAAAUGAUAUUCUAUUAGGAUAGUGAGGUGAUACUAUAUCUAUCUAUAUACAGUAUAUAGUCAAAGCAAUGACGUCAUCCCUCUUUUUUCAAGGCAGGAAGGUCAAAUUUGGUCCAAAGCGAUCCCACUCCUUUUCAUUUUUGUUGUUUUACACUUUAACGUCUUUUGUUUGUUUUAUUGUGUCAGCUGAAUGUCAGCUGAAUGUCGAAGUCGAGAGGUUGUUUUGUUUGUUUUCUUUGGCUUUUCUUUUCAAAAUGAGUGAAAGACCACAUGCAUCAUACAUCACAUCACUGUGUCCUAGUGCUCUGGCUAAGUCUUUGUUUCAAUUACACUGAAAUUGAGGAAAUUCGCACCAUUUUCACAAAAUGAUAUGAGAUUUGAUCGAAUAUUGGUGACAGUAAUUAGACCUUGGGGCAUAUGAUUGGGGAUGUUAACACAAACAUCGACACUAAAAUCUAUAUCUACACUCAAGCAAUGUAAACAGCAUAUCCACAAAGUUUGAAGGUGUGUAGAUUUAGUUUAAUAUAGGUUUUGCCAUUGGACCUCAUAGUCUGAAUUAAAUGUGGGAAUGUUGUAGUAAUUGUUCCCAUUUAAAAUGGACAAAGCUAGAAUUUUCCUAGGACUGUGUGGGAGUCGGGAGAGGAAGACAGAGGUUUGGAACUCUCUUUGUUUGUGGUGUAUUAACCAAUUUAGCUUUUUUUAAAGUAAAAAAAAAACAAAUUUAAGUUACUUUAAUCUUUUAGGAAAUGUAAAAACCUAAAAUGAAGGCUUAGAUGUUGUUAUGUAUAUGGACAGAUUCCCGGUCAUUAAUUGUCUUGCACUUUAACCCCUUUCCUCUCUUCCCCCCCAUUUAGUCUUUUUGCACAUGAAGAGCAGAGAAAAAUACUUUACGCUCCGGGAAGAAAAUGAUUUAGAAUCAGCCUAAAUGUUUACCUUAAGAAUGAUGGGUAAAGACACAAAACUGUCCGUAGAUCAGCUUCUAAGAGGCAGCUUCACCCUACUCCAACCUAAACCUCCUAUAUGGAGGGUUGUAACCCAGGACUGUAAAAUGAAACAAGAACAUUUAGAUCUCUGUGUCCCGGUUCAAUGAGUAGAUAACAGGGCCACCUAACUAAGCUGAUCCUCAGAAAUGCUAGACAUUUUAGGCUGUUCUGCCAGUCGAAUAUUUCAGCGUAAAAGGAAAUUACGUUUUAAAUGAAAUGUCUUUAAUUUAUGAAAAUGCUAAUGUGCAAUCAGCUCAUUUUAAUAUUUUAUCCAUAAUACAUACUUAAAGCAGAUACUUGAAUUCACAAAACAAUUGUAAUAAUUUGAUUUAAGUAAAAUGUCAUGACAUUUUUAAUGUAUAUUUAUAUCAAUAGAGCAGAAUAUCUCUCUCAAAGCAGCAGACCUCUUUUAUAGUCAUGUAUGUAUAUUAUCUAGUUAAUCUGAAAGUGGUGGCAGUUUGUGAAAAGGUUAAGUUGACAUGGUUACUCGAAUUGCUGCAAAGAAUCCACUACUAAAGGACACCAAUAAUAAGAAGAGAGUUGCUUGGGCCAAGAAACACGAGCAAUGGACAUUAUGGACUGGCGGAAAUGUGUCCUUUGGUCCGAUGAUUCC
This is a messenger RNA of Oncorhynchus gorbuscha (pink salmon), 4926 nucleotides long. RefSeq names its product zinc finger protein 512B-like. The transcript is spliced from 17 exons. NCBI's taxonomy places the organism in Eukaryota, Metazoa, Chordata, Actinopteri, Salmoniformes, Salmonidae. The record is from RefSeq and is a predicted model, not a curated record. Gene Ontology annotation, molecular function: zinc ion binding. The coding region runs from base 754 to 2964 and encodes 736 amino acids.